Molecule: messenger RNA, 1015 nt
Organism: Paraphaeosphaeria sporulosa
Lineage: Eukaryota; Fungi; Ascomycota; Dothideomycetes; Pleosporales; Didymosphaeriaceae
Exons: 3
Coding region: 90-695 (201 amino acids)
Biological process (GO): ribose phosphate metabolic process; nucleoside phosphate metabolic process
Cellular component (GO): nucleus
Molecular function (GO): ADP-ribose diphosphatase activity
Source: RefSeq, a predicted model, not a curated record
CGCGCAACCACCACGCAGCUACGAUCGUCUCUAAAACCCCGAUCACCCGCCUGUUUAGCACUAAACGCCCGUUCCUCGCCGCCUACAACAUGCCGCAAGCACCCAAAAUCACAUCCGUGGACGCGCUCCCGGCCGAUGAGGCCAAGUGGAUCGAAUUCCAGAAGAUCUCGUGGUCCGACCAAACCGGCAAAUCACGCGUGUGGGAAGCCGCCUCGCGCAAGACGCGCGGCAAGUCUGGCGUUGAUGCUGUCGCCAUCGCCACCGUAAUCCGGCACCCGAAAAACCCGCCCUCCACCAUCAUCAUCCUGCAGUACCGCCCACCCGUUGACGCCGUCUGUGUCGAGUUUCCUGCGGGCCUCGUCGACGAGAAGGAGACGCCCAAGGAGGCAAGCAUACGCGAGCUGCAUGAGGAGACGGGAUACAAGGGCGAGGUGACCUCGAUGAGCCCUACUAUCUUCAGCGACCCCGGCAUGAGCACAGCGAAUAUGCAGCUGGCGACGGUUGAGGUGCAGCUGAAGGAGGGCGACAAAGAGCCGGACCAGGCGCUGGAUGACGGCGAAUUCAUCGAGCGGCUAGUAGUCCCGCUAGAGGAGCUGUAUGAUCGAUUAAUCCAGUACGACCAGGAGGGCAAGAGGGUGGACGCUAGGCUGUGGCAUUGGGCCGAGGGGCUGCACUUCGCGAAAACCAUGCUAUGAGGGGAUUACCACUCAUCGAAUGUACAAGCCAAAUGUCCGAAAGACUGUCAUUCAACAGUCGACGAAUCUGGACGUCAUGUGAGGUGCAAGUGUCUCUGGCGCAUUCUUGCUUGUAGAUACUGUGCCAAGCCUUCGCGAUAUAGCAAUCGAGUUUGGGCAGGAUGAAGGCAACGACGAAAGAUUCGUACAUGGCAUCUUCUAGAUGUAUGUCUUUACCUCUCACACCUGACUUCCCGCUUCGCUCUUGUUUUCUCCGUCCAGAUCCAUACUAUCAUUCUUACGUCCAGUGUCUUUUACCAUUCAGUAUCCUUACAACAUCC